AUGAUAAUGAACUACAUCACUCCGAAGGAGAGCGUGAUUCUGAACGUGCUAGCAGCCGAGGUGGAUUUCUCCACGUGCGAGUCCAUCGUCAUGUCGCAAGAGGUGGACCCUGACGGCGAUCGCACCUUCGCUGUCGUCACCAAGGUCGACCGCGCUCCUGACGGUCUAUACGAGAAAAUCCAAGCGAAUUCCGUGCGGAUCAAGCUUGGUUAUGUGUGUGUCAAGAAUAAGACUGACACCGAUGCUUCUUAUGAGGAUGCAAGGAAGGCAGAAGCCGCCUUCUUUGAUAACCAUCCGGAAUUGAGCCGGAUUGGGUUAAGCUCCCGCGGAGUUCCGGCUCUGACUAAACACCUGAUGGAGAUUCAAGCCAAGAGGGUAGCUGACAAGAUCCCACAAAUCAGAAAGGCUAUCCAGAAAGCCCUUGUUGCGAAGAGGCAUGAUGUAAUGAGUGGCGUCAUCAGCGGGAAGAAUGUCAUCGCCAGUGAGAAGCAAGGCCACCCUCCAAGCAACGAGACGGUGCUCUACUCUGCUAGGCUUCGCGAGAUGUUCAACAAAUUCGAGGCUCAAAUGCGGGCUGCUCUCCCGGACUUCCUUGGUGCAGACUACACUGAAAGGUGUAAGAAGGUGUUGACAGAGAUGCCCGAAAUUCCUCUUCCGAACAUGCUAGAUCAGGCUGUGGCGAGGAAGCUGGUUCAGGAGUUGGUGGAGAGGAUUGAAGCGCCGUGCCUGCAGCUGGUGAAUGACUGCUUCGCCUUUGCAACCGCAGUGCAACAGGUUGUGGUGGCACAUGUCAGUGGGAUACACCCCGGGCUGAACGACGUCGCUCAGCUUCAUUCAGGCCUGCACGCUCUGAGGGAGGCCAAGGAUUCUGCAAACCGCUUUGUUCGGCUCUUGUUAAGAAACGAGAAGAAGUUGGUCUUCACACUUAACCACAGCUACAUGGAUACGGUCUCACAAAUCCAAGCACAGAUCAGCAAUCACAAGAAGGCUCAGCCAGAUAUUGCGAAUGGAAGCUCCCCUCCUGUACCCUCUGUUGAGGAUUUUGCGUCCAGCACUGCUUCGCUCACCAACCUGAUCAGCAAUGACGACCAGGCAGCGAGGGAUCUGCAGAUCAACAUGUUCUCGUAUGCCAAGGUGAUGCACAAGCGGCUGUGUGACGUGAUCCCCAUGGAGAUUCGGGUGUCCCUUGAGACCGCUCUGCUGGAUGGCACUGAUGUUGCUGUGUGGCGGAUGGAGGCUGAUCAGCAACGCAGGGCUCGACUGGAAGAGACAAACAGCUCCCCAUGCCAGCUCCCCGUGCCAGCUCCCCAUGCCAGCUCCCCGUGCCAGCUCCCCAUGCCAGCUCCCCAUGCCAGCUCCCCUUGCCAGUUCCCCUUGCCAGUUCCCCUUGCCAGAUCCCCUUGCCAGUUCCCCUUGCCAGUUCCCCAUGCCAGUUCCCCAUGCCAGCUCCCCAUGCCAGCUCCUCAUGCCAGCUCCCCAUGCCAGUUCCCCUUGCCAGUUCCCCUUACCAGUUCCCCUUGCCAGUUCCCCUUGCCAGUUCCCCAUGCCAGCUGCCCAUGCCAGCUCCCCAUGCCAGCUGCCCAUGCCAGCUCCCUGUGCCAGCUCCCCAUGCCAGCUCCCCAUGCCAGCUCCCCUUGCCAGUUCCCCUUGCCAGUUCCCCUUGCCAGAUCCCCUUGCCAGUUCCCCUUGCCAGUUCCCCAUGCCAGUUCCCCAUGCCAGCUCCCCAUGCCAGCUCCUCAUGCCAGCUCCCCAUGCCAGUUCCCCUUGCCAGUUCCCCUUGCCAGUUCCCCUUGCCAGCUCCCCUUGCCAGUUCCCCUUGCCAGUUCCCCUUGCCAGUUCCCCAUGCCAGCUCCCCAUGCCAGCUCCCCAUGCCAGCUGCCCAUGCCAGCUCCCCAUGCCAGCUGCCCAUGCCAGCUCCCUGUGCCAGCUCCCCAUGCCAGCUCCCCAUGCCAGCUCCCCUUGCCAGUUCCCCUUGCCAGUUCCCCUUGCCAGAUCCCCUUGCCAGUUCCCCUUGCCAGUUCCCCAUGCCAGUUCCCCAUGCCAGCUCCCCAUGCCAGCUCCUCAUGCCAGCUCCCCAUGCCAGUUCCCCUUGCCAGUUCCCCUUGCCAGUUCCCCUUGCCAGCUCCCCUUGCCAGUUCCCCUUGCCAGUUCCCCUUGCCAGUUCCCCAUGCCAGCUCCCCAUGCCAGCUCCCCAUGCCAGCUGCCCAUGCCAGCUCCCCAUGCCAGCUGCCCAUGCCAGUUCCCCAUGCCAGUUCCCCAUGCCAGUUCUCCCUGCCCACAUCCUCCCUGCCCACAUCCUCCCUGCCCACAUCCUCCCUGCCCACAUCCUCCCUGCCCACAUCCUCCCUGCCCACAUCCUCCCUGCCCACAUCCGCCCUGCCCACAUCCUCCCUGCCCACAUCCGCCCUGCCCACAUCCUCCCUGCCCACAUCCUCCCUGCCCACAUCCUCCCUGCCCACAUCCGCCCUGCCCACAAUCCUCCCUGCCCACAUCCUCCUUGCCCACAUCCUCCCUGCCCACAUCCGCCCUGCCCACAUCCGCCCUGCCCACAUCCUCCCUGCCCACAUCCUCCCUGCCCACAUCCUCCCUGCCCACAUCCUCCCUGCCCACAUCCUCCCUGCCCACAUCCGCCCUGCCCACAUCCUCCCUGCCAACCGCCCCCUGGGACCGCACCCCCUCCCCCCCUUCCUUCCUCCACACCCCUGCCCCACCCACGCAGUAGCCGCGGGAGGGGAGACGACGGGGGAGGGGGGGAGGGAUAGAGGGGCGGGUGGCAGAGAGUGCGGCUGGCGCUGGCGGUUGUGCUCUGGCGGUGUCUCUGCUGGCGGUGUCUCUGCUGGCGGUGGCGCUGCUGGCGGGGUCGCUGGCGAUGUCGCUGCUGGCGGGGUCUCUGCUGGCGGUGUCGCUGGCGUUGUCGCUGGCAGUGCUCUGGCGGGGUCUCUGCUGGCAGUGUCGCUGGCGUUGUCGCUGGCGGUGUCGCUGGCGUCGGUGCUGGCGGCAGUUGCUGGCGGGUCCGACGGCGGGUCCGUCGGCUCGCUUGCUUGCGGGCUCGCGGGUCCAUUGGCGAGCUCGCUGGCGGGCUCGUCGGCGGGUCCGUCGGGGGAUCCGUCGGCGGGUCCAACGGCGGGUUCGUCGGCGGGCUUGCUGGCGCGCUCGUUGGCGGGUCCGACGGCGGGUCCGUCGGCGGGUUCGCUGGCGCCAACGCUAUCGCUGGCGACCGUCGCUGGCGCUAGCGACCGUCACUGGCGGUCUGAAUGGCCGGUGGUAUGCUCGCCACUGGUUGCUGGCGCGAUCGCCACAGCUCGCCGCCUUCCUCGCCACGUGCAGAGCGUGGCGAGCGAGCUAUGGGCAGAACGCGACAGGAGAUCCGUGGGGCGCGACAUGACGAGCACGAUUGGUGGGCCCAUAUAA
Closterium sp. Naga37s-1 is the source of this 3411-nucleotide messenger RNA. The record is from the annotation of a GenBank genome assembly. NCBI's taxonomy places the organism in Eukaryota, Viridiplantae, Streptophyta, Zygnematophyceae, Desmidiales, Closteriaceae.